UCUGAUGGAAUUGGCUGGAUCUGACUACCUCGAAUAUCCUGGAGUACCUCAGGACAAUAUGGUCAGGUAAAUAUUGUUACAAGUUUGAUUUCCACGUGCCGCUUGUUCUCAUGCUUAGUGAUGGGAAUAGUAGAAAAAGCUUCUAGUUCUUCAGUGUGCUUUUAUUCAUUCACAUAUUAUCCAUAUUUGACCCUGUGUCUCAUAGAAUGUUGAGUGAUGUGCUGUAUAAUAAGAAGAUGAGUUUUUCUCACAAAGAAUUGAUGGCCUUAAAAUGGAAUUUUUUUGUACAGCAUUUCUCGCACUUUUCCAGAGUGCCCUGGAUCCUGCCAUUGGAAAGUAAUAUGAUUGUGAUCACAGUGAAAGUGUAGAAAUAAUUUUCGACUGCUGAGGGAGUGUGGCCAAAGAGAGUUCUGACAACAAAUUCAUAGAAUAAAUCUCUGGAGAUCACAGAAUCAUCGUGAACAUCUUAUGACUUGAGUAUAGAUGUCCAGUGCUGUCAGUCUCACCCAUUCUCCUUUACACACAUUUGGAAUGUUUUAGGACUCAGUGACCUUUGAAGAUGUGGCUGUGAACUUCACCCAGGAAGAAUGGGCUUUGCUGGAUCCUUCACAGAAAAAACUCUACAGAGAUGUGAUGUGGGAAACCUUCAGGAACCUGGCCGCUAUAGGAACAAAACAAAAAGAAUGGAACAUUGAAGAGCAGUACAAAAACCAGGGGAGAAAUCUCAGAAAUCAUAUGGUAGAGAAACUCUGUGAAAGUAAAGAAGGUAGUCAUGGUGGAGAAGGUUUCAGUCAGAUUCCAAAUCUCAGUCUGAAUAAGAAAACUCCUUCUGGAGGAAAGCUUUGGGAAAGCAGUGUAUGUGGAAAAGUCUUGAGCCAUCAUUCAUCCCUUAACUGGCACAUCAGAUCUUACACCAGACACAAACUGUAUAAGUGUCAGGAAUAUGGAGAGAAGCCGUAUAAAUGUAAGAAAUGUGGGAAACCCUUCAGUUAUCUGCAGUCUUUUAAAAAACAUAAAAGAACACACAGUGCAGGGAUAGUCUACAAAUGUAAGGCCUGUGGGAAAGCCUUCAGUUGUCAACGUUCUUUCCAAAUACAUGGAAGGACUCACACUGGAGAUAAACCCUUUAAGUGUAAAGAAUGUGGAAAAGCAUUCCGAUAUCACCAGUCUGCUCAAAGACAUGAAAAGGCUCAUACUGGAGAGAAACCCUACAAAUGUAAGGAAUGUGGGAAAGCCUUUUAUUGUUGCAGUUCUGCCCGAAGACAUGAAAGGAUGCACACUGCAAAGAAACAGUAUGAAUGUAAAAAAUGUGGGAAAACGUACAUUACUCUUGCAGGUUUCCAGAUACAUGAAAGAACCCACACCGGAGAGAAACCUUAUGAAUGUAAACAGUGUGGUAAAGCCUUCAGUAGUUCCAGUUAUAUUCAUAUACAUGAAAGAAUUCAUACUGGAGAGAAACCCUAUGAAUGUAAAGAAUGUGGAAAACCCUUCAGUUUCCUUACAGGCUUUCGCGUACACAUGAGAAUACACACUGGAGAGAAACCUUAUAAAUGUAAGGAUUGUGGCAACGCCUUCAUUUGGCGUGCAUCCUUACAAUACCAUGUGAAGAAAGUGCACGCUGAAUAGAAACUAUAAAUGUAAAAUAUUGAAAGUUUUUCAAUUUUAACGAUUUUCAAAGUUGAUAUGAAAGUUCAUACUGGAGAGUAGUUGCAUGAAUGUAAGUAAUACAAGAAAGCCUGAUAUAACUUAAUUCAGGUAUAAUGCUCUAGAAAAUUCAUGCCAUGAAAAAAUAUUAUAAAUGUAUUAUCUUUAUCAGUGCCACAUCCCUUUUUGAUUCUUCCUAGUUUUUAAUAUAUUUUUAUUUUAAAAUAUUUUUAUAUAUGUGUAUAUAUAUGUAUAUAUUUGUAGAGACA
Molecule: messenger RNA, 1913 nt
Organism: Nomascus leucogenys (northern white-cheeked gibbon)
Lineage: Eukaryota; Metazoa; Chordata; Mammalia; Primates; Hylobatidae
Biological process (GO): regulation of transcription by RNA polymerase II
Cellular component (GO): nucleus
Molecular function (GO): DNA-binding transcription factor activity, RNA polymerase II-specific; RNA polymerase II transcription regulatory region sequence-specific DNA binding
Source: RefSeq, a predicted model, not a curated record